AAAGUAGUGCUGAUCACGGGCUCGAGUUCGGGCAUCGGUGCCGCCACUGCCGCACUGUUUGCGUCGGCCGGCGCUCAGGUGGUCGUCACCGGACGUAAUGUGGAGAACAUCGCCGAAGUGGCCAAAGACUGCACCGAUCGGUCGCCCAAAGGGCUAAAAGCGCUAGAAGUGGUCGCAGACGUCUGUCAAGAAGAGGAUUGUCGGCGACUCAUUGACACCACGAUUGAGGCGUUUGGAAAACUGGAUAUAUUGGUGAACAAUGUGGGCGCCGCCCGACCGGCCAACGUAUACGACGACCAAUAUUUGGAUUCUUAUCGCUGGAAUUUGCAGACAAAUCUCGAUUCUGUCGUAUAUUUGACACAUUUUGCGGUCAAGUAUUUGGAGAAAACAAGAGGCGCUAUAAUUAACAUAUCGAGCGUCAAAUCCGCUCAAACGAGUCCUCAAAUGUCGGGCUAUUCCAUGGCUAAGGUUGCGGUCGAUAUGUUUACCCGAAGUGUGGCCGUGGAGUUGGCCGACAAAGGCAUUCGUGUCAAUUCAAUCAUUUGCGGAGCCGUUAAAACCAAUGGAUUGAUUCACAGCGGCCUAACACAGGAACAGUCAGAUGCGGUGUUCGCGACUCUGGGUUCGGCCACACCUCACGGCAAACCCGCCAAACCAUCGGAGAUCGCAAAUGCGGUCAUGUAUUUGUGCAGCGAUGAGGCCCAGUAUGUCAGGGGCUCUAACUUUGUGAUGGACGGCGGGUGGUUGGCCGCCAAUACAUGCUAUAAUCCCGCAUAAGUUGGCACUCAUUUACUUUAC
Messenger RNA from Medioppia subpectinata, 798 nucleotides. Lineage: Eukaryota; Metazoa; Arthropoda; Arachnida; Sarcoptiformes; Oppiidae. The record is from the annotation of a GenBank genome assembly.